Dichotomopilus funicola is the source of this 1206-nucleotide messenger RNA. RefSeq lists its product as uncharacterized. The transcript is spliced from 3 exons. The record is from RefSeq and is a predicted model, not a curated record. NCBI's taxonomy places the organism in Eukaryota, Fungi, Ascomycota, Sordariomycetes, Sordariales, Chaetomiaceae. Bases 1 to 1206 code for a protein of 401 amino acids.
AUGGACAGCUCCAUCCAGCCGGGCCUCAGUCCCAGCAACAACAACUACCCCAACAACCCCUUCGACAACAACCGCCAGAGCAGCACCAGCAGCCACCACACCACCCUCAUCAUCCAAGGCCGCGACAUUGAACUCGCUCCAUCACCACCACCACCUCCUCCUCCUCCACCACCUGCUCCACCUGCUGAACCUCCCCUCCCCCCCUUACCAACAAAACGCGACUUCGAAGAAAACCUCGCCAACCCAACCCCCGAAGUAAUCCCCCACUCCACCCUCGAACCCGCCGUUCCCGUCCUCCGAAACCACUACCACCAACAAAACCAACAAUACCCCCAAAAUCAACACCCACAACUCCACCACGCAACAAGCUACUCCUCCACCCACAAAACAUGGGACGGCACCCACCACCACCAUCCGUCCACCCUCCCCCCGCCAUUUCCCGGCACCAUCCGGUCCGAUUCGGUUCGCAGCUACGGGCAUUCAGCAGUUGGGAUCCUGCCGAUGGGUGUCGCGGGGGCUGGGGAUGCGGGACGGUAUAGUUAUAGUAACUUUUCCAGUCCGUUUGUUGGGCAUGCCGGUGGUGGUGGUGGUCAUGGUGGAGGUGGUAUCGACGGAGGACUUGAUGGGAAGGGAGAAGGGGGUGGUCGGGGGAGGGGGGAUAGGAUAUGUGGGGUGAAGAGGCAGUUGUUUUGGAUUGGGUUGGCGAUUGCUGUGUUUGUGGUUGUUGUUGCGGUGGCUGUGGGGGUUGGGUUGGGAGUUGGGUUAGGGGGUGGUGGUGGUGGUGGGGAGAGUGAGAGCAGCACGCCCACCCCCUCAGCAUCAUCAACCCGCACCCUCCCCGAACCCACCGCCACCGCCGGGCCCACCCAAACCCACAUCUCCUGCCCCCUCAACAACCUCACCCUCUACACCCCGCCCUCCAACCCCGACAAGUCCUAUAUCAUUCUCUGCGGCCGAGAUUACAACUCCCAACUAAGCACCACCCUCGACCUCUACAACACCCCGACCGACUCCCUCUCCGCCUGUGUGGCGCUGUGUGCGGGACAGGACGGGUGUGUGGGAGCGGGCUGGGGGGCCGGGGAUACGGCGGGGGGCCAGCCGGUGUGUUGGUUGAAGAGCUCGUUGGGGGUGUAUAAUGAUGCGCCGACGUGGAGUUUUGUGGUGGAGGAUACGGAGGAUGUGAGGAGGUCGUUGAGGCUUUUUUAA